AUGUCCUCAGAUCGUGAAUCUGAAGCUGGAACCGUCCAGUUUCAGUUCUCUGAUUCCAUUGUUCCUUCAGUUAAGGAUCCAAUCGCCACAAAAGUUCUCGUCAAACGGCUAUCGAAACUUGCGAAACAACUUGCCGCCUUGGAAGAAUCCUCGGUUGAUUUGAGGUCUUUGACAUCAAUUACCAAAGAUAUCGUAUCUCCGAAACUUUUACGUCACAAUGAUUACGGCGUGCAAUCAUAUACUGCCCUAUGUGUUUUAGAAAUCUUGUGGAUCCAUGCCCCAAAUGCCCCAUUCACCGCAUCGCAACUUACAGAAAUCUUCAAGUUAUUCACCAAGAUUGUCAAAACUUUGGCGUUACCCCCAGACUCUUCUGGUUAUUUCCCUCAGAAUCUUGCGGCAAUGACUAAAUUAGCAGAAACUAGUUCCAUCAUUUUGAUGACCGAUUUACCCAAAGCAGAUCAAUUAACAGAAACAUUUUUCAAGGUAUGUUACGAAGAGGUUGGUAAAUCCAAGCACUGCUCGAACCGCCUUAUCGCGGUGAUUUCUGAUAUUCUUAGUGGGAUUGUAUCAGAAACCGAAGUCCUCUCUCAAAACAUUUUGAAAAUGAUCCUUAGUAAGUUUCUCAGCAACGCUCACAAGACCACUAACGGCUCCAACAACAUCGGUGCCAUCAUGAUCAAUAACCCGGGGUUUGAAUUUACCCUUGCCAUUUGCGAAAACAACAUCGAACGGAUGGGCCGUCAAGUAGCAAAAUUUCUAUCAGAAGAGCUUUAUGAAAACUCCUCGUAUGGCAUAAAUAACGAUAACGACGAUUCUGAUGAAGAAAACCUCGAUUUCAAACGACGGUCCCAACAUCUCGAUGCCAUAUCCAUGAAAAAUCUCGUCAAGCUACAUCGUCUAAUUGAAGAGAUUUGGAAAUACGUUCCUCAGCUAUUAUCCUCAGUGAUGGGGCUACUUGACGCCGAGCUUGUGGCGGAUAAUGAUAAAAUCCGUAUUUUAUCCACAGAAACCAUAGGCAGGAUUCUUGAGUAUCAACCAUCAAAACUCAACUUCCUCACAACGCAUCAUGAAACCUGGAUCAACUGGUCAAAGAAGAUAUUGGAUGCGUCACCUUUAGUGCGGUGUAAAUGGGUACAAACCGCUACUAAGGUACUUAAUUCCCGUUUUGAUAUGGUCACCGAAAUCUCUAAUGGUAUUGUUAAAGCCUUGAUCGAUACCGAUGAGAAAGUCCGACUAACUGCUGUUAAAUCUGUAAAAGAAAACACUUCCCAAACUAUUUUUUCCGGGAAGUUCAAUCACAAUCUCACAAUAAUGAACACUUUGGGGCAACUUGCAAGAGAGAGAAACUUAGAAAUCCGCAAUGAUUCCAUUUACUUGCUAGCAGAAUUUUAUGACCACAAGUUUUCAGAUCUUAUAGAAGAAGAGGCGGAAAAAGAAGAUAUUGAAGAAGAAGUUACCCAAGAAGAGGGCAAUAAUAAUACUUCGACAACAACAACAACCUCUAGCCUUUGUAAGCUCAUUGGUUGGAUCCCAGAUCAUCUCAUCAAUCUUGUUUAUAUCAACUCUAAAGAAAUUAAUGCUACUCUUGAUACUAUUCUUGUGGAUAAAAUCUUCACUUUAGAAAACUCGGCCACUCAACGUGUGAAAAGAUUCCUCUAUAUUGUUUCUAAAUUGGGGCAAAAGGCCAAAAUUGCCCUUUGGGCAAUCAAUCAGCGACAGGUUCAACUUUCUGGAGGCAUUUCCACAUAUCUUAAGUUGGUUGAACGGUAUCAUUCUCCAGAAUAUUCCGCUAGCCGUUCUAGUAUUGAACUGAAACUUGAGACCGCCAUUAAUUGGAUUAUCAGCGGUCUUCCAGAUGCGUUUAAUGCGUUUAAUGUACUUGUACGAUUUGCCCAACUUGAUAACAAGCGCAUGGUUAAUUUGGUGAGGUUAUGCGUGGCGCCCGAAAAUGCCAUUGAAACCAUCAAAAACUCGUUCAAAGAGCUUUUUAAUAAGCUUGGUGAUAACAAAGUGAUUGCGAGACUUGAUCGUGAUGGUGACGACGAAAUCGAUCUUGAUGAAUCUGUCUGGGAAAAUUCAUUCCACGUCACCACCAGGGAAAUGGUUGAUACUUGGAAGCUUUUAUUAUAUCGUUCAGCAGUGAUUUAUUACAAUAAAUCGAAUAUUGGGCCAUUAAUGUUACGUGCCAAAGAAGGGGAUAAAACCGCAGUGGAUGUGGCCCAACAAGUGGCUUCCACGGUUCCAAAAGUGUUUGAAUCACAUAUCGAUGAGCUUGUGAAGUUGGUUAUCGAAGCUUCUCCCGUUGAUGAAUUCGGUGAUAAGGAAAACACUAAUGCUUUCGCCACCCCACUAUCAUCGCCAACUAAACCCCUAAGGAAGAAAAAAGCCACCGUCAAAGCCGAUACGUUGGUUAACAUUUUGAAAGCAAUUUACUAUUUUUUUGCAAGAUACCCGAAAUAUUUCCCCAAAGAAAAUUCUCAAUUUGCUGAAGCGUUGGCGAAUAUUUGCUCCACGGGGACUCCUUUUGAAGCCAAGUACAGUAUUAAACUUCUUGCGCUUUUUGAAACGGAGGCGUAUGCUAGUGGCAAUUUAUUAUCGGCGAAUUAUUACACUGAGUCAAUAUUACAAUCAAUAUUGCCGCUUGAUUCUCAUAAUCCACAAUUUGCAUCACAUUUAUCGAUUAUAUCGGAAUUAUUCCUUUUGAAGCCGAGUGUUAUUGAAACUGAUACUUCUGAAAUCACCAAUUAUCUUAUCAAGGAAGUGCUUUUGAAUAAUGAAUUAAUUAGUGAUGAUGAGAAAAAGCGUGAUAAUAAUGAGGAAAAUAAUGGUGAUGAAAAUAAUGAUACAAAAAACAAUGAUACUAAUAAUAAUAAAGACUUAUGGAUCACUGAUGAAGAUCUCGAAGCAGGGAAAUUCAAUGCUUGUUAUGCAAAGAUUCUCGCAUUGAGAAUUUUUGUGAACCGGCUCACCGCCCUCGAUCGAGACAAUAAAGAUAUUGAUAAUACCACAUUGGCAAAUAUGGUGUUGAAGCUUCUUGUUUCUUGUAUUGGUAAUGGUGGGGAGCUUGUUGGGGAAAGCAUUACCCCGACCCCAGCGCCAGUUCAAUCGCGGCUUCGUCUUGCUGCGGGGUUGAUGUUAUUGAAACUUUCUAAAGUCCCAACUUAUAACCGUAUGCUCAAACCACAAACCAUUUCUCACUUGGUGCUUCUUGUGCAAGACGAGAACCCGAAGGUUCGUGCUGAGUUUGCUGGGUCAUUACAAAACUACUUGAACCACGAAACCAUUUCCCAAAGGUAUCUCCCAUUAAUAUUCUUUAUGGCGCAUGAACCUGAUUUGGCACUACGCAAGACUGCUAAGACGUGGAUUCGAUCGUCUUUUGCAAGGGAAUCCACUAAAGGUGGGGAGGAAAUCUUGUUUGAAAAAUCCCUUGUCCGAUUACUCCACAUGGUGGCGCAUCACCAAGAGUUCAUUGACGUGAUCAAUGAAGCGUAUCAGAAUAACACCAGUGGAGAAACCUCGACCGACUCCAAUGAAGCUUUGUUUAAGGCUUUUGGGUUUGCGGUAAAAUAUGUGAUUUUCUACCUUGAUAGUGUCGCUACUAAAGAUAAUAUACUGCUUCUUUAUUACUUUUGCCAACGGAUAAAGCAAUAUCGUGAUGCCCUUAUAUCUGAUCUUCAUUAUGAUUUGGUGCCUCGUCCGACUCAUAUUGAUAACAUGUACCGAGUGGCUGACGUUGCUAGUUUGGCGGUCAAUUUGGUGGCAAGCAAGCGUAGUUGGGUAAUUCAAACGUUUCCAGGAAAACUUCAGUUACCUAAGGAUUUGUUUUCCCCAAUGAAAUCCCCUCAAGAGACCCAUGACGUUGUGGGCCAAACGUAUAUUCCAACGACGAUUUCCCGAAGCUUGGAAACGUUUAUUAAGAGCGAACUUGGGUAUACUCAAGUAGGUAACUCUAAGAAACGGUCUUUAGGAGCCGGAACAACCACAAAAACCACAGGAGCAGGAGCAGUAGCUGCUCCCCUUGCUAGAAAGAAAUUCAAACCUACGAAAACUUUAUCAAAAAAGAAGAAAGUGAAACAAGAACAGCUUCGACCAACCAGACGAAGCUCCAGGGUAAUACAAAAGAUCAACUAUGCUGAUUCAUCUUCGGAGCUGGGCGAAGAUGAUAAGGAGGAUGAUAUCCUAAGUUCGAGAAGUGAAUCCGAUGAAUGA
Saccharomycopsis crataegensis is the source of this 4209-nucleotide messenger RNA. It is a transcript of the gene PDS5, whose product is annotated as sister chromatid cohesion factor PDS5. Bases 1 to 4209 code for a protein of 1402 amino acids. The record is from RefSeq and is a predicted model, not a curated record. The transcript has a single exon. Gene Ontology annotation, biological process: mitotic sister chromatid cohesion; DNA repair. Gene Ontology annotation, cellular component: nucleus; chromatin. NCBI's taxonomy places the organism in Eukaryota, Fungi, Ascomycota, Saccharomycetes, Ascoideales, Saccharomycopsidaceae.